ACUCAAGGAGUGUGAUUCUUGCGGGAGGUACAAUGUCACCUGUAUGUUAAAUUCCGUUCCCUUGGACGAAAAGGAAGUGACAAGUUGAUGUCUCGUUUAUUUGGUAGAUGGAAGAUUAUGCAGAACAUUUGUUUCCCUAUUUGGAUACAGGUCGACUCGAAACUUUUAGCUAUGGCCACGUGAUACCUCCUGAUAAUCUGGCAGCAAUCCCAGUAGUCAGGGGAACUUGCAAUACCGAGUUUGAUUUUACUUACGGGAAACGAAAUGAUGAGAGCAUGAUAAUUGAUCUUGGCAGGACCAUCGCAGCAUUGUGCUGUGUUAUACCAGAUGGUGUCGUGGUUUUUUUCCCAAGUUACGACUACUUAAAACAAGUUUUGAUGAUCUGGAAAAAGCAUAUCCCAACUACAGGAUCUAGCAUCAUCGAUUCGAUCCAAAGAUCCAAAGCUGUCUUCCACGAGUCCCAAGACAAAGCUACAGAUGUUGACGAAUUACUUCAAGGUUAUUCUAGCGCCAUUAACACUGGAUCCCGGGGUGGCGCGUUGCUCUUGUCAGUUAUGGGUGGGAAGUUGUCUGAAGGAAUCAAUUUCUCUGAUAAGCUGGGCAGAGGGGUGGUAGUCGUUGGGCUCCCGUUUCCAAACAUCCGUAGUGCGGUAUGGCAAGCUAAAAUACAACACGUGGAGUCCAAAGCCUAUGAAUCGUACUUAUCCCUGUCAUCAUCGUUAGACCAGGACCAUAAGGGCAAAGAGAUUUCGGAGGAAAAUCGCAAGUUGAAGGCGAAAUCUGCUGGGAGGGAGUUCUACGAGAAUGCAUGCAUGAGGACUGUGAACCAAUGUAUUGGUCGGGCAAUCAGACACCAGGGUGAUUACGCUGCGAUCCUUAUGAUGGAUAGACGGUAUAGCAGUCUACGCAUACAGAACAAGCUACCAAGUUGGAUUCGACAAAGCCUGAAAAUCCUGACACACACAUUAAGCGAGACAUCAAGAACCUCUUGGGCCUUGAGCUUGCAACCACGUCAAUCUCAUCUCAACGCUCAACACCCCGACAGCCUUGUCGAAUCCAAUAUCGUCGACAAGAUGCCUACCCGACUUUCAAAGACGAGAAAGAGCCGUGGCCAUGUUUCCGCUGGCUACGGUCGAAUUGGAAAACACCGCAAGCAUCCCGGUGGCCGCGGUAUGGCUGGUGGCCAGCACCACCACCGGACUAAUUUAGACAAGUACCAUCCAGGUUACUUUGGAAAGGUCGGCAUGAGAUAUUUCCACAAGACGCAGAACAAGUUCUGGAAACCCAUCAUAAACCUUGAUAAGCUAUGGUCACUCAUCCCCGUCGCAACCCGUGAUGCCUAUGUGAAAAAUCAGAAACCCAAUACCGCCCCCGUUCUCGACUUGCUCCCUCUCGGCUACUCCAAGGUCCUUGGCAAAGGCAGACUCCCAGAGAUUCCAGUUGUUGUUCGGGCUCGAUACUUCAGCAAAGAGGCUGAGCGGAAGAUCAAAGAGGCUGGUGGUGUUGCUGAGCUCGUUGCAUAAAUACGAUGUGUGCAUGGUGUGUUGCAUGCGAAUUGUUUGAUUUGGACGCAAAUUAUAAUGAAUGGGUGUUAAGGGUGGUCUUUUUAAACGCAUGUAAUUUUCUAUUCUUUUUUUGUGUCAAGGCCUGUUAGAGCAGUGUCAGGCUUGAUACUUUUCACGAAAGAGAAAAGAAUCAAAAGACUUUGUGUCACGGAUCACUUCUUCGGAAAGCACCAAGGUUGCCGUUAUUCCGCCAUAUGCCAAAGUGCGAAAGAUAUUGGGCUGGAGCAUAAGGGUUCUAUCAUGGUGCAUUCGAAAACUUAAAGCUUUAAUUCCUUUCCUAUUAAAAAAGGGGCAAAAGGAAAAAAAACUACGAUAUAAGAUAGAAUACCUCAAGUGGAAUGAAAAACAACUGAUUCCAUUCUUUUCAAAGCUACUUUUUUGGUUGUGUCUGACAAGGAACUGUGUCUAUAUGCACGCGCCGCUGACAUGACAUCAAUGGAUUGUAGAUGGAGAAAUCCGAUUGAAUUUAUUUCAAAUGUCCCAUUCUCAAAGGUUCAUUACCUACAGGAACGUGGAUAUCGUCUCCUAGGGUACUACAAAAGAAUCAUCGCGGACACCUGUGUGUAUGCGUGUCAGCGAUGUUAAUCUAGGAAACAGAGAACAAAACACUAGACGUGGCUCUUCUAUAUCUUCGACGUGAGCACCUUGGGCUGCGCGCUCUCAGCGCACGUUGCAAGGGUUUCCCCAAUAAACCGAAUUGCCUGCUCCAUCAUCGCGGGGGUAACCUCGUGUCCCGCGUCUUCAAAUAUGAGAUCCUCUAACGUCACAGCUCCAUUGGCAAACCACCCGCCUGGCGAAAUCGCCUUUUUCAGCCACAUCAGAAACGGCUCUCCUCGCGCGUAUGGGACCAACUUAUCCUUACCACCAGAGAUCAGCAUGAUUCUUUUCCCCUGUAGACACCGUGUUAUGAGUGGGCCGAUGACUUUCUUUUCAUGAUCGGUGGGUUCGGGAAGGAUGCCAUGGAGCAUGGGUUCUGAGACGAUAGGGUCGCCCAGCUGGCUCAGGAAGAAUCUAGCAGGAUCGUAUUUCCUGAUGGCAUCCAUGAGCGACUGUGGGAAGGAUUCGGAGCCGAGGAAUUGGGAGCCUGGCGGUGUGGAAUCUUUCCAAGAGGAUAGUUUGGAGAGUUUGGCACGUUCAGUCAUUAGGCUUGUGUAGUCUGGGGUGCCAAUGAUGAUGACGGCAUUAGUGACUCGGGGUUCGUGUAGGAGGCAGCUCCAUACUGAGUGGCCACCGAGAGAGACACCGAGGGCAAGGUUAGUUGUGAUUUU
Messenger RNA from Histoplasma capsulatum G186AR, 2833 nucleotides. RefSeq names its product DEAD_2 domain-containing protein. Gene Ontology annotation, cellular component: nucleus; large ribosomal subunit; ribosome. Gene Ontology annotation, biological process: establishment of sister chromatid cohesion; nucleobase-containing compound metabolic process; translation. Bases 108 to 1523 code for a protein of 471 amino acids. Gene Ontology annotation, molecular function: nucleic acid binding; structural constituent of ribosome; DNA helicase activity. Lineage: Eukaryota; Fungi; Ascomycota; Eurotiomycetes; Onygenales; Ajellomycetaceae. The transcript has 5 exons. The record is from RefSeq and is a predicted model, not a curated record.